Molecule: messenger RNA, 1168 nt
Organism: Tricharina praecox
Lineage: Eukaryota; Fungi; Ascomycota; Pezizomycetes; Pezizales; Pyronemataceae
Exons: 2
Coding region: 295-1086 (263 amino acids)
Source: RefSeq, a predicted model, not a curated record
CUCACAACCCACAACCCGCAACAAAGCCGCUGCACAGCCCGCUCACCACCACUUCUCUUCCUACAAUCACCACCUUCCCUCCAACAACCAUUAACACAACCACCUCUAUCAACUCCACUAGGAGCACUCUACAUCGUCAGCAACUCCUAUAUCAACAAUUGCUAUGUCCACCAUGAUACACUCGAGGCUUCUUGCCCCCGGGGCCUGUGUGCGCGUAGAGAGUCGAAGGAGCCGUUGCAGCUCCGGGCCUUUGGCCCAAUAAGACACCUUCCUCCAUGGAAACAUCUUGUAAAGAUGAACCCAACCAUUGCCGACAACGAUGAUGCCGACAACGAUGACGACAACGCCGCCGUCGUCAGCGGUGGAGACUUAUUCAUCGAGACUACGGUUCCGGACGAUUAUCGAUCUCCUGAUGGCUCCGUACCCCCGUUCAAUGUUCGUUUUCUGGUAUCCUCAUCGGUUCUCUGGGCGGCCUCGCGAGUCUUCAAUUGCAUGUUCGGCCCCGAUUCUUCCUACCAAGAAAGGAUCGAUCUAUGGCAGUCAUGGAUCACGGGACGUGGAGGUCCGUCAGUAGUGGUGCUUGACGACGAUCGCGAUGGCCUCGAAUACGUUUUUAAUGCGCUCCAUUUCCGAUAUGGACUACUUCGAAAUCCCAGUGUGCCGCUGAUGGCAGCCGUCUCCGAUAACGACUCAGUCGAGACCAUGUCCGAUGGGAGCGGUUCGGACGACGUGGGAGAGUACCCUGUGGUCGCGAUACUCGGGCACAAAUGGUCGGACGAAAUAGAGCAGAUGCUCUACCCCGUGCGCUGGGAAGACUUUGGUCUUGUCGCGGCUACGUGGGUGAGGAUUCCGACCCGGAGGAGACCCGGAGGAGACGCUUCUGACCGAGGAGCAAAUUCGUUCGAUCGAAAACUAGACCGAAAGGAGACCGAGGAAGACGAGGGAGACGUUACCUUUCACUGUGGUAGCGAUGCCGGUAACAACUCCGACUACGGCGGAGGAGGGCCAGAGAAGCUGGCGGAGGAGGAUGUUGAAAUAAUUGAGCAGAUGUUGGCUGUUCUUUGUGAGGAGGAUUUCGUGUACUAGUAGUGAUAGUCUAUACUGAAGAGUUGUUUCUACUAAUUACUCCUGGCUGUGUAAUGAACGUGCCUGGCAAAUAAACGUUUCU